AUGGUGACUCAUUAUCAAGCAAUCGACGUUGGUAUUGCUCCAACCAAUAAUCUUGCAACUGAAAAUACCUCUUUGCUAACAAGAGCACCGUCUCCUCAGAAGAAUUCGACAAUAUGGGCAAAAGCCUCUCAAUAUCAGUCCUUCAAAUUACUACCUUCCCUUUUCUUAGGUGCUAUCAUUUGGUUCGGCGUACAACCCACUGACGAGCUGACUUUGACAGCCAUUCAUUUACUCGCUGUUUUCAGCAGUUGCAUUUGUGCUCUUAUCACUACGUCUGUCGAUAUUUCCAUGCUUGUGUUAACUGGUCUUACACUCUUGGCCGUCACUCACUCUUUUGAAUGCAUCGACCAUGCCACAGGCGACCAUACAGAAUGCCGACUUUGCGGCGAAGUGAACCCUUUGACAGGAGAUCUGUUCGAAUGCCAGCCUAACAAAGAAUCAUUUGAAAAAUCAUUGGAAGGCUUUUCAAGUUCGGUCGUUUGGCUUAUCUUUGCUGCUUUUCACCUUGGUAAAGCAGUAGAAGUCACCAAAUUGGGUAGAAGAAUUUCAUUAAUGAUGAUUAAAGCUUUCGGAAAGCAUACAUUGGGUCUCGCUUAUGCUAUUGUUUUGUCUGAAUUGUUACUCGCGCCAUUUGUACCGAGCAAUACAGCCCGUGGUGGUGGUAUAGUUUUACCAGUAGUCCAAUCGAUUGCUACGACGUUAGGGUCUACACCUGACCAUCACCCUGAACUCGGCAGCUUCUUGACCCUGGUGGGGAAUCAUGCCAAUCUUUUGUCCGCCUCCCUCUAUCUUACAGGUAUGGCAGCCAAUCCUAUCGUUGUGGCCAAAGCCAAUCAACUCUUCGAUAUUGAUUUCGGCUUUAUGACCUGGUUACAAGGCAGUAUUGUUCCCGCUGCGAUAUGCGCUAUUUCUUUACCUUUGAUUAUACGGUGGAGUUUGGGGCUGAAUACGCAAACACCCACCAGAGGAAAACAUGCACGUGGUGGUGAUAAUGUAGUUCAACAUGCUCAAAUGGAGCUGAAUAAAAUGGGUCCUGUGUCGUUGAAAGAAUGGCAAUUAUGCUUUGUCUUGGUAGGAUGUCUAGGUAUGUGGGUGACUUCCAGUUUCACGCAUGUAGAUUCUACUUUGGUAGCUUUGCUUGGCAUUGUGGCUCUUUUGCAUAUGGAGACGAUUACUUGGAAGGAUGUCUCCAGCAAUACAAGUGCAUGGGACACUCUGUUCUGGUUAGGCGGCUUCGUUACCAUCGCUCAGCAACUGUCAGAAGCAGGUGCCUCUUCUUUUCUUGGCCAUCAAAUUUCCCAAACGAUUGAGCGCUUUCAUCUACCCGCUCUCCCUGCGCUUGCCAUCGCUUACUUUCUCACUACAUUCAUGUUUUCCUCCCUCAGUGCCCAUACGGUCGCUUUUGUUGGUACCUUUUUAGAUGCAGGUCAUGCCUUAGGGGCCAAACCAAUGGUGCUCACUGCUUUCAUUUCUUAUUUUGGCGCUUUGGGUGGAUGCAUGACGAAUUUCUCAACAGGCAUGGCAGCAAUGUAUUAUGCUCCAGGUUAUGUGCCACGUAGCAAAUGGUUUAUUGUAGGAGCCCAGAUGGCUCUGUUUUAUUUGGCUGUCUAUUUCACAGUGGGGUUGUCCUGGUGGUCAUUUUUGGGUUGGCUAUAG
Molecule: messenger RNA, 1656 nt
Organism: Mycotypha africana
Lineage: Eukaryota; Fungi; Mucoromycota; Mucoromycetes; Mucorales; Mycotyphaceae
Product: Sodium/sulfate symporter
Exons: 4
Coding region: 1-1656 (551 amino acids)
Biological process (GO): transmembrane transport
Cellular component (GO): plasma membrane
Molecular function (GO): transmembrane transporter activity
Source: RefSeq, a predicted model, not a curated record